Molecule: messenger RNA, 2131 nt
Organism: Pogona vitticeps (central bearded dragon)
Lineage: Eukaryota; Metazoa; Chordata; Lepidosauria; Squamata; Agamidae
Gene: MAT2B
Product: methionine adenosyltransferase 2 non-catalytic beta subunit
Biological process (GO): S-adenosylmethionine biosynthetic process
Cellular component (GO): methionine adenosyltransferase complex
Molecular function (GO): methionine adenosyltransferase regulator activity
Source: RefSeq, a predicted model, not a curated record
AGAGUAUUUAGGGGAGGUGUGCCCUGAGGGUCAGGAAAGAGUUUGUAGUGGCUGCCGGUGGUGGUUGGGCUGCUUCGAGGCUCGGAGCGGAAGCUGAAGAGGGAUGGUCGGUUGGGAGAAAGGGCUUCGGAUCCACUUUGAGCCCGGGAGCUGCUGGCUGGAGGAGGAUGAUGUUGACAUCCCAAAUAGACGUGUUUUGAUUACUGGUGCCACUGGGCUCCUUGGAAGAGCUGUGUAUAAGGAAUUUAAAGCUAAUCAUUGGAAUGCUGUUGGCUGCGGAUACAGUAGAGCUCGACCCAUGUUUGAGCAAGUUAAUCUUCUAGAUGCUGCUGCUGUUCAUAACCUAAUCCGGGAUUUUCAGCCUCAUGUCAUAAUACACUGUGCAGCUGAGAGAAGACCAGAUGUUGUAGAUAGACAACCAGAUGUUGCAUCUCAGCUCAAUGUGGUUGCUUCAGAGAACUUAGCAAAAGAAGCAGUACAAAUAGGAGCAUUUCUGGUCUACAUUAGUACAGAUUAUGUAUUUGAUGGAACAAAUCCUCCAUAUAAAGAGAAUGAUGUGCCUAAUCCACUAAAUCUUUAUGGCCAAACCAAAUUAGACGGUGAAAAGACAGUUCUGCGGAACAAUGAAAGUGCUGCUGUGCUUAGAAUUCCUAUUUUGUAUGGAGAAGUUGAACGACUAGAAGAGAGUGCAGUGACUAUCAUGUUUGAAAAAGUGCAGUUGAACAAUAAAUCAGCCAAUAUGGACCACUGGCAGCAGAGGUUUCCUACCUAUGUUAAGGAUGUAGCCAGUGUUUGCCGACAGCUAGCAGAGAAGAGAAUGCUGGAUCCUUCUAUAAGAGGAAUAUUUCACUGGUCUGGAAAUGAGCAGAUGACCAAGUUUGAAAUGGCACGUGCAAUGGCUGAUGCUUUCAACCUUCCGAGUAGCCACUUGAGACCAAUUACAGAUAGCCCAGUAGUGGGUGCUCUUCGUCCCAGGAAUGCUCAGCUUGACUGUUCCAGGCUGCAGAUGUUGGGCAUUGGACAGCACACUCCUUUUCGAGUAGGGAUCAAAGAAUCUCUUUGGCCUUUUCUAAUUGACAAGAGAUGGAGGCAGACUGUCUUCCAUUAGUUAGUAAAUAUCUUAGUGUAAGUAUGGUAUGAGGCACUUUUCUAAAAUGGGGGAAAAGGAUAGUUUUAUAUUGCGUGUUCUGUCUUUCAAAUUUAAUUCAAUCAGGUAAAAACAUAAUCUUGCACUAGUGGCAUUGUAACAAUUACUGACAAACAAAAAGCCUUGUUUGGGACUUUUUUCUUAUUACUGGCUUAUAAAUAUCUAGUAAUCUAUCCUUAGUACAGCUAUACAGAUUUGUUCUCAAAUGUUUAUUUCCCUAGCUGCCAAAAUAAUAAUAGGUAAAGUUCAGGGCUUUCUGUUUUUCAUGUUCAAGCCAUUUUGAUGUGAUUGAAAUUGAUAUGGGAAACACUGGAGUUUGUUUCACUUUAGCUGUGAUCAAAAUAUACUAAAGUAAUUCCUUAUUUUUUUCAAUUGCUGUGUAGUUUUCAAGGGAUUUCACAUGAUUCUGCAUUUUAAAGCUCACCUGUACCUUUCUUCUACUUGUACAGUAUAGUUAACUUUUUCAUAGAUGCGUGCUCACUAACUUGGCAUUAUCCUUGCCUUUCACUUGCUCGGCUCUUGCUAUAGAAAUUCAUACCCAAUGGAAUUCUGAAAAUGGUUAGACGUUCUCAUUAAACAGUUCAGAUGUAAGAUCAGCAUCUUCUUGGUUUACAAUUGUUCCUGUUAUCUCCUUCUCAAAACCUGCGUAAAAGUGGCUACAGAUAUUUGUACUUCCUUGCUUCUGAGAAUAAAAGGUUUAGCUCAUACUGAAAACAUGUAACACUGCCAUCACGAACACCCAGUUACUGUUAAAGCUUGCUUGUGUCUAAAUGUUUGUGUUCUCACUUCAGUAAAGUGAUGGAGUUUUUUCUUUUCAAAGCUGCAUCAUCUUAAGAAAUCCAGCACAUGCAAUAUUUGAGGCCACUGUUGCUGUCAAUUCAUUCCUGUAAGAACAUAGUAUUACUUUUAGUCUAAAAUAUUGAAAUGCACUUGGUAAGUUAAAAAUAAAAAAUGACAUUAAAAGACAUAUUACUGGCAUAAAUA